AUGGGGUCGGAGUCGAAUAUGGUGCACUCACCCAUGCUCACAUACGCCUCUAUGCUCUCUCUUCUCACUCUCUGCCCUCCUUUUGUAAUUCUCCUAUGGUAUACUAUGGUGCAUGCUGAUGGGUCUGUAUUGCAAUCCUUUGAUUACCUAAGGCAGCAUGGCCUGCAAGGAUUCAUUGACAUCUGGCCAAAACCUACAGCAACAGCUUGGAAGAUCAUCGCGUGUUAUGCUGCAUUCGAGGCUGCACUUCAGCUUUGGUUACCUGGAAAAAAGGUUGAGGGUCCAAUAUCACCAUCAGGAAAUCGGCCUGUAUACAAGGCAAACGGAGUUGCAGCAUAUGCAGUAACAUUGAUUACAUAUCUUGGUCUUUGGUGGUUUGGGAUUUUCAAUCCCACGAUAGUUUACGAUCAUCUCGGAGAAAUAUUUUCAGCACUCAUUUUUGGGAGCUUUAUCUUCUGCAUUUUCUUGUAUGUUAAAGGACUUGUUGCACCAUCUUCUACUGAUUCGGGUUCAUCUGGAAACAUGAUAAUUGACUUUUAUUGGGGAAUGGAGCUGUAUCCUCGUAUCGGCAAGAACUUUGAUAUCAAAGUAUUCACAAAUUGCAGAUUUGGGAUGAUGUCUUGGGCAGUUCUUGCUGUGACAUAUUGCAUAAAGCAGUAUGAAACAUAUGGAAGGGUUUCUGAUUCCAUGCUCACCAAUAUGAUAUUGAUGUUGGUAUACGUAACAAAAUUCUUUUGGUGGGAAGCUGGAUAUUGGAACACGAUGGAUAUUGCUCAUGAUAGAGCUGGAUUUUAUAUCUGUUGGGGAUGCUUGGUAUGGGUUCCGUCUGUGUAUACUUCGCCUGGCAUGUACCUUGUCAACCAUCCAGUGAAUCUUGGAGUGCAGCUGGCACUCUAUAUUCUUGUAGCAGGCAUUCUGUGCAUAUAUAUCAACUAUGAUUGCGACAGGCAAAGGCAAGAAUUCCGCAGAACAAAUGGCAAAGCCUUGGUUUGGGGGAAAGCUCCGUCAAAGAUUCAUGCCUCGUAUACAACAACUACGGGUGAGACAAAAUCAAGUCUAUUGCUGACAUCAGGAUGGUGGGGCUUAUCUCGUCACUUCCAUUAUGUCCCUGAAAUAUUAGCAGCCUUUUUCUGGACUUUACCAGCUCUUUUUAACCAUUUUCUGCCUUACUUUUAUGUAGUGUUUCUCACCAUUCUCCUUUUUGACCGAGCUAAAAGAGACGAUGAUCGUUGCAGGUCAAAAUAUGGAAAAUAUUGGAAAUUAUACUGCGAGAAGGUUCCCUACAGGAUUAUACCUGGAUUUGGUGUUUGA
Molecule: messenger RNA, 1311 nt
Organism: Fraxinus pennsylvanica
Lineage: Eukaryota; Viridiplantae; Streptophyta; Magnoliopsida; Lamiales; Oleaceae
Source: the annotation of a GenBank genome assembly